AUGAACAACUCCACCAUCGCUGGGGUAGCAGGUGGCCAAUGCCAGCUCCAUGACCCCAUGCAGUUCAUACUGGUUCCCUCUGUCUACUGCCUUGUCUUGUGUGUGGGGCUGCCAGGCAACGUGGCAGCCUUGCUUGUCUUCCUACAGAGCGGACGGGUGAGGAAGGCAAUCCGCAUCUACCUCAUCAACCUGACCCUGGCAGACAUCUUCUUCAACCUCACCCUGCCAUUUUGGAUCCCCUAUUACCUGGCCGAGGGGCACUGGGAGUUGCCAGAGGCCUUUUGCCGCCUGGCUGGGGCCACUUACUACUUGGCUACCUACAGCGCCAUGGCCUUCAUGACACUCAUCAGCCUGAACCGCUAUUGUACUGUUGCUAAGCUGGAGCUGGCUUUGAACAAGCCCUUGGGAGCACUAGUGGGUUGCUGUGUGGCCUGGCUACUGUGCUUAGCUUGUGCCGUUCCCUCCUUGGUGACCCAGCAGACCUACCGGGUGGAAAUGAUCAGCAUGAAAUGCUUUGAACAACACUCGGGGCAGAGAAGUUAUGCCUGCGCCAUGGUUGUUUUGUUUGCAGCCUCCUUUUUAGUUGUGUUAGGGGCCUACAUGUCCAUCAUGAGAUCUCUCUCGGAUGCAGCUGGUGCCUGUCGAGGUGGACACCGCCGGCGGGCACGGGCCAUGGUCCUGGGCAUGCUGCUGGUGUUUGUGGUCUGUGUGGCACCCUAUCACCUUUCUUUGGUUCCCUGGGUGGCUGAUCGGAUGGCUGGCAAUUUCUGCAGCCCUCCAUCAUUCCUGGACAACCUCCACAUGCUUAGCUUGGCUCUGUUGAGCCUCAACAGCUGCAUUGAUCCACUCAUCUAUUGCUUCUCCAUCAAACGCUUCCGGACCGAUUUGUGGAUGAUGGUGCGGAAGGUCACACGAUGCCUCCCACUUCCCUCGCCGCCAUCACCACCACCACUACCGCCACCAAUGGAAAAUAGAUUUCCACCCAAUAUCAGGUCAUCUUCCUUAACCUCUUCUUAGCAGGGGCAAAGGUGGUAUCCAGAUCCAACCUCCUUCAGAUGGUGUUAUCUCAACCUUGUUUUCCAUCUGUUUUGGACCCAAUGCUUUUGAGUGGGAUAUUACCUGCACACAGAAAGACCUCUUCUGACCAGAUAGUGCUAUUGCAAAUACCAACCAUUUUGGAUUUCCAGUUAAGAACCCU
Molecule: messenger RNA, 1198 nt
Organism: Rhineura floridana
Lineage: Eukaryota; Metazoa; Chordata; Lepidosauria; Squamata; Rhineuridae
Product: platelet-activating factor receptor-like
Exons: 1
Coding region: 1-1017 (338 amino acids)
Biological process (GO): phospholipase C-activating G protein-coupled receptor signaling pathway; positive regulation of Rho protein signal transduction
Cellular component (GO): membrane
Molecular function (GO): G protein-coupled receptor activity
Source: RefSeq, a predicted model, not a curated record